Molecule: messenger RNA, 1858 nt
Organism: Brachypodium distachyon (stiff brome)
Lineage: Eukaryota; Viridiplantae; Streptophyta; Magnoliopsida; Poales; Poaceae
Product: mediator of RNA polymerase II transcription subunit 15
Exons: 6
Coding region: 161-1411 (416 amino acids)
Cellular component (GO): nucleus
Source: RefSeq, a predicted model, not a curated record
GAGAAAGAAAGAACCCCACAAAAGCAGUACUGCUACGAGUCUGCUGAGCCUCCCUGAACCACCACCGCGACCCAAAACAAACCGCGGAACCCGAAGCCGAGCGAGCGAUUCCCCAUUUUCAAAAAAGGCGAGCUCCGCCGCCGCCGUCGUCACGAAUCCGAUGGUGUCUGACCAGGAGCUGGCCCGGUAUGUGGAGUCCUUGGUCCGCCAGGCCGUUGCCGCCGCCGGCGGUCACGCGGGCGGGAUAUCGACCGAGGGCGUGGUGCGGCAGCUCGAGGCGCAGCUCGGGGUCGACCUCGCCCCUAGGGCGCCGCUCAUCCGCGACAUCCUCGUCGCGCUCCUCUCCCCCGUCGCCCCCGCCUCGCGUAAGGACCCUUUUGCCACCGCUUCGCCCCACUUCGCGGCGGCCACCACGGCCUCCGCCUCCUCCGCACCUGGCGCCGGCGUGCCGCACUUCUUCGCGCAUCAGCAGCAACAGCAGCAGCCCACGGCACAGCAGCUGCAGUCGUACUACGCCGCCGCGCAGCAGUACCAGCAGCAGCAGCAACAGCAACAACAGCACCGCCCCAGCCCGCCCGCCUCCCAGCAGUACGACGCCGCCACGGCGUCGUUCCGCUACGCGCAGCCUGGUGGGGCGCAGCUCCAGAGGCUCGUCCAACUGCAGCAGUACCAGCAGCAGCAGCAGCAGCAGAUGGCCGCUGCGGCUGCCGCCGCCGCCGUGGCCGGGGAUAGUCCUCGUGGGGCGGUCGUGGCGGAGAGUCCGCGUGGGGCGGCGUCCGCGAAGCCCAAGAAGGAAAGUGCUAGUACUGGAGUAAAACGAAGAGGUGGUCCAGGGGGAUUAAACAAAGUCUGUGGUGUUUCACCUGAGCUGCAAGUUAUUGUUGGUGAACCAACCAUGGCUAGAACUGAGAUCGUUAAGCAGCUUUGGGCGUACAUUCGCAGGAACAACUUGCAGGACCCAAACAAUAAGAGAAAGAUCAUCUGCAAUGAUGAGCUACGGUUGGUUUUUGAGACCGAUUGCACUGAUAUGUUCAAGAUGAACAAGCUUUUGGCAAAGCAUAUAAGACCACUCGAGCCAGCAAAAGAUUCAAAUCGAGAUUCGAAGAAGCUGAAGCCUGUGGACAGUGAACCCAUUUCUCCUGCUGAAAGUGAUCCUAACCAACUUCCUGUUAUCGUGUCUGAUGCUCUUGCUAGCUUUUUUGGAACUGGAGAAAGAGAGAUGCCCCACUCCGAGGCUGUCAAGCGUGUUUGGGACCACAUCAAAAGCAAUAAUUUGGAGGAUCCGUCAAAUCCCACAUUGAUAUUAUGUGACUCAAAACUUAAAGAUCUCUUUGGAUGUGAAAGCUUAACCGCUCUGGGUGUUUCAGAGUUGCUGUCAGAUCAUCUUUUCAAGCAAGCUAAUAAGAUCUAACUGAUGAAACAUCUUACUGGACUCUAGUUGGUCUAACAUCCUGGCAGUAGGCACUGAAGAAAUGACAGAAAUUUGCUGAAGUUGUUAAUUUCAUCUUAUGUAUCCAAAAGACUGAUGUACUUACAAGAAAAGGGCUGUAGGGUAAUCUCUUCACAGUAGCAAUCAAAAGGAAUGGUAGUUCAGCAUACUGUCUAGUUUGGUCUCCCCGAAAGGGUCACAUGUGGUAGUUUAUCCCGAAUUUGUAGUUUGUUAAAUAGGAAGCAGCAGUAAGGGAAAGAGAAAGCUGAUUAACUUUGUUGUGAAUUCAGCAACCAUAGGUGCAUCUUAUGGUAAGAAGUAGCUCUCUCCUUUCUUACCCCAGAAAAAGCCUCUUACAUGGAUAAUGUCCCACCGACAUUGUAAUGUUGUAGGUGAUGCCUAAUUUAUCAACUUAUUAUCUUUAUCAAA